Molecule: messenger RNA, 1431 nt
Organism: Pichia membranifaciens NRRL Y-2026
Lineage: Eukaryota; Fungi; Ascomycota; Pichiomycetes; Pichiales; Pichiaceae
Exons: 1
Coding region: 1-1431 (476 amino acids)
Biological process (GO): box C/D snoRNP assembly; chromatin remodeling; regulation of transcription by RNA polymerase II
Cellular component (GO): Swr1 complex; Ino80 complex; NuA4 histone acetyltransferase complex
Molecular function (GO): ATP hydrolysis activity; DNA helicase activity; ATP binding
Source: RefSeq, a predicted model, not a curated record
AUGUCGAUAAGCACCAACACACAGGGCGCACAGGGCGGGGGAAACAACUUGGCGCUGAUUGCGUCGCAUUCGCACAUCAGCGGAUUGGGUCUGGACGACCACUUGCAGCCAAAGGAGACGUCGCAGGGCAUGGUGGGCCAGCUGAAGGCCCGGAAGGCGUGCGGGGUGAUCCUGAAGAUGAUCCAGCAGGGCAAGAUUGCCGGUCGAGCGAUCCUCCUUGCAGGGCCUCCGUCGACGGGAAAGACGGCGCUUGCAAUGGGUCUGUCGCAGAGCUUGGGGGCAGACGUGCCGUUCACGGCGAUCACGGCGAGCGAGAUCUACAGCAAGGAGUUGAGCAAGACGGAGAGCCUGACGCAGAGCUUCCGCAAGAGCAUCGGGAUCCGGAUCAAGGAGGAGACAGAGGUGAUCGAGGGCGAGGUGGUGGAGGUGCAGAUCGACCGGUCGCUGACGGGGGGCCACAAGCAGGGCAAGAUCACGAUCCGCACCACAGACAUGGAGACGGUGUACGAGCUGGGCAACAAGAUGAUCGACGAGCUGAGCAAGGAGAAGGUGAUUGCCGGCGACGUGAUUUCGAUCGACAAGGCGAACGGCAAGAUCACGAAGCUGGGCCGGUCGUACACGCGGGCCCGGGACUACGACGCCAUGGGCGCCGACACGAAGUUUGUGUCGUGUCCCGAGGGCGAGCUGCAGGUGAGAAAGGAGGUGCUGCACACGGUGUCGCUGCACGAGAUCGACGUGAUCAACUCGAGGCAGCAGGGCUUCCUGGCGCUCUUCAGCGGCGACACGGGCGAGAUCCGCAGCGAGGUGAGAGACCAGAUCAACCUCAAGGUGGCCGAGUGGAAGGAGGAGGGCAAGGCCGAGAUAAUACCGGGCGUGCUCUUCAUCGACGAGGUGCACAUGUUGGACAUCGAGUGCUUCUCCUUUGUCAACCGCCUGCUCGAGGACGAGUUCUCGCCCAUCGUCAUCAUGGCCACCAACAGAGGCAUCUCCAAGACCCGCGGCACCAACUACCGCUCGCCACACGGCUUGCCCUUGGACCUGCUCGACCGGACCAUCAUCAUCCAGACCGAGAACUACUCCGAGGAGGAGAUUGGCAAGAUCUUGAGCAUCCGCUGCGAGGAGGAGGAGGUCGACAUCCACGUCGACGCCCUGCACUUGCUCACCAAGAUCGGCACCGAGACCUCCUUGCGGUACGCGGCCAACCUCAUCAGCGUCAGCUACCUCGUGAGCAUGAAGAGACGCUCCGCCCUCGUGGAGAUCGAGGACAUCAAGCGCAGCUACCUGCUCUUCCUCGACUCGUCCCGCUCUGUUGCGUUCUUGCAGGAGAACGAGUCCCACUACAUCGACGACGCCGGCAGGGUGUCCUUCGGCACGUCCUCGGCGGCUGCCACGGCCGUCACGGCCGGCGACAAGAUGGACACCGACCCCUAG